This is a messenger RNA of Orussus abietinus, 1990 nucleotides long. RefSeq names its product leucine-rich repeat-containing protein 57. The record is from RefSeq and is a predicted model, not a curated record. The coding region runs from base 733 to 1449 and encodes 238 amino acids. NCBI's taxonomy places the organism in Eukaryota, Metazoa, Arthropoda, Insecta, Hymenoptera, Orussidae. The transcript is spliced from 2 exons. Gene Ontology annotation, molecular function: protein binding.
GCGGCUAAUGGCGGACGCCGUGUCAUUCCCGUGACAUUUCCUCGCCUCGCGAACGACUCGUACCGAAACCGGAGGACCCUCUCAUUGAACUCGAAUUCACCAAGUGUCUCGCUGUCUCUACGAGUGGUUCACUGGAGUACGUCGCUAGCAAGGAUCCGUGAUAUUGCCUGGGACAGAGCUCGAAGUGAAUCUCCAAGUGACGGCGCGAGCCGACGACCGAUGCGCGCCAGUACACUGAGCCCCAAAAGUUUCGGUGACAACGCGCCGCGCGUACAGUCCGACUCGACAACACGAAACUCACCACUCGACCGCACCAACGCUUCUUAGCUUGAGUUCUUUGGAGAGUACUUGGCUCAAGGAUACGCGAUAAUUGACGGUACUUCUUUUAGUGCCGGGGAACUUUUCUAGUCUCAUGCCAGCCAUCCCCCCUCGUUGCUUUGGGCACGGUUAUCUGAGCAGAUGAUAAAAGAGAAUUUCACCUAAUAACGUCGGUGAGCUCGAAACAAUUGAAUCACCGGCCUUGGUGUCAAUUUAGACAUUAAUGUAACUGUACUUGUUUACUGCUAAGAGAGGGGAAAACCCUGAAUGUACCUGUUUAUUUAAAAAGAAUUUAAGAAAAUGCCGGCGUUUCAUGAAAUAAUCAGAGAGGUUCUACUAUCUCAAAACGCAGAUUGAGAAAUCAAUUUAAUUAGUUUGAAACGAACGAGAAAGCCUAGAAAGGAUUUGCUUACGAUGGGGAAUUCUGGUCUGAAGCAACACUACGAGACGGCGAAGAAGACCGGUGUGUUAAACCUAUCCCAAAGGAAACUAGAUGAGUUUCCACCGAACAUCCGUGUCCUAGCGCCUCUUCUACGCACAUUGGACUUCUCUGAGAACAAGUUUACAAAAUUACCGAACGAUGUCGGCGAUUUCACUCUCCUGAAACACUUAAAUAUAAGUCAGAAUAAGAUAUCUUCUUUGCCAGAUGCGCUGGGAAAUUUAGCUAAACUCGAAACGCUAAAUGCGAGCUCUAAUCAUAUAACAACUUUGCCAUCCACCCUGUCCAAACUGGCGCAUCUUAAGCAAGUGAAUUUAUCUGAUAAUCAAAUUAGCGAAUUCCCUUUAAUGUUCUGUAACUUGAAACACCUAGACGUCCUAGACCUUUCGAGAAACAAGUUAUCUGCGAUUCCUCACGGGGUUUCCUCACUUUGCGUGGCCGAGUUGAAUCUUAAUCAGAAUCAAAUCUCGACCAUGUCAGAUCAACUGGCCGACUGUCCAAAACUUAAGACCCUUAGGCUCGAAGAAAAUUGCCUUCAAAUUAAUGCUAUUCCAGUAAAGAUUCUAAAAGACUCAAAAAUCUCUGUUUUAAUAUUAGAGGGUAACUUGUUCGAAAUGAAGCAAUUCGUCGAACUCGAAGGGUACGAACAAUAUAUGGAGAGAUACACGGCGGUCAAAAAGAAAAUGUUUUAAAAUGUAGUCUGGCUGUGUGAUAAAAUCGAAAUAUGAAUUUCAUAAGUGGUUGGAUUGAAUACUUCACGUUGGGCGAUUUACGAGUUAAUCGUUAUUUAUUGUUAGUACUAUACGUUGUAGAAAUGUAUUAUUUCACUUAAGAUGAGCUCGACGCAAUGUUACAGUGAGGUAUUCAAUUCUGCAUAUUCUUUUUUCUUUAAAUCCUUGUGAUUACGGAUUGAAUGUUUAUGUUGAUACCUACACAUUAUAUCUUUGAAAUUUCACAAGACAUUGGACCUAUAAACGAAAUUACAAAUUUUUCAUGCACAGAUGGUAGCCAGUAAUUAACAAAUACGGUGAAUAAUUUAAAUCGAAAUGGAGAGAUUGCGAAGUGUAUUUACAUUGAUUUGUUUAUGUAUUUACAGAUGAAUGUAAUCCUUAAAAUAAGGCAUGAUACCUAUGGCGAAUCAAUUUGAUUGUAAAUCUUACCGCCUUCUUGCAAAUAAUGUAUCUUUUGUUUUCAAAGCUGCCAUAAUAAAACCAUCAAUACUUUGUAAUGUAA